Molecule: messenger RNA, 3793 nt
Organism: Amborella trichopoda
Lineage: Eukaryota; Viridiplantae; Streptophyta; Magnoliopsida; Amborellales; Amborellaceae
Molecular function (GO): protein binding
Source: RefSeq, a predicted model, not a curated record
UUUUUUUCUCUCUCUCAAAAUCGGCACCCAUCUCUCUCAAUCGCUAUUCUGCUUCUCUCCCUCUCAAAGAUUGCUCUCUUUCUUUUCGCUCUUUGAAUGCCCUGCGUUCUUUCUCUCUCUAGGGUCUAGAUUUUGCUGCAAUUUUUUUUGUUGCGGUCAAUUCAGGGUUUGAGUUUACGGUUUCAACGUGGUUUCAUGGAGAAGGGUUCGACUUGAAAUUGCAGAAGAGGGGAUAGCGUAUACCACGGUGCUCUCUGGCUUAACAAUCUCUUUUUUUAGGGUUUCGAGGUAAUGUCAAUUGGGUUUUCCACCUUUCAUUACGCCUCAAGCUAUUGUUUUCUUAGGAAUCCCUUGAGUUCUUUCUCUCUCUAGUUCCCUCCUCUCUCUUGUCUCUCUAGAGAUCGUUGCUUUUCUGGUGCAAUGAAUCCUCAUGUUGGGUCCUAAACAAUGGAUUUAGCUGUAAAACCAUGGUGUCCUGAAACUGCUUCUAUGUUUCAGUGGGCGUGCUCUAACAAAGACUAAAUUAGGUCCGAUUAUUUGGGAUUUUUUAUAAUUGGGUUUGUGGUUUAUAUGUGCAAGCACUGUAAAAAAUUGUGGACUUUGGGUCUCAACCAUAUGGACAUAUGCCAUUCACGGGCUUGUUCUAUGUUUGAAUGAUAAUGGGGUCCUCCAGUGAAGAAGAGGAGGAACAAUUCUUCGAUUCGACAGAUGAACUUUCGGGGUCUUCUUUCUCUUCUGAUUCUAAAUUUUCAGGGAGAGGCUAUGAAAUUACUGAGUUUGAGAAUGUUGGAUAUGAGAUUUGGAGGAAUGAGCCUGAAAGCAUCAAAGAAAGAAAGGAGAGAUUUCUUCGUUCCAUGGGGUUAAUUGGAGAAUUGGGUCCUUCAAAAAAUGUUGGUCUCGAUCCUUCCGAGACUCCUGAUUGGGGUUUCUCUUGCAAGGGUGAAUCAAUCAAUCUGUCCUGUGAAUCGGAUUUCUCAGUCACGAGUGACUCAAUCAAUCUCUGUCCGAGAAGGCUCAUGGAUACCAGUGGGACUGUGUUAAGAACCGAUCCGCAUUUCAUUGGAGAAACUCAUCAAUAUAUGGCCACCUCUUGUUUAGAAAGUAGGGUAGAAUCUGAUAUGAAGUAUUGUAGAAAUGAUUCAGAUUUGGAGAGAGAAAAGGAGAUCAAUUUCACCCAAACAAGGGAAGGUAGCCAGUUGAAUAGGCUAAGAGAAGAUGGGCCUGACAAAUUGAUCACUUUCAAUAGAGCUCUGCGUAUUUCUGAUUUUGUGCGUCGCCUCUUUAGUAGAGAGUUUUCUUCUAUUGAUGGAGAAGACUCGAUUUCAAGUGAAAUUAAGAGUCAAAGAAAGGGGAAUUGGUUGAAGAGAUUGGGAUCGUCCAUGAAAAGACAAAGGGCUGGAAUGUGCAGGCAAGAUGAUUCUGUAAUGUGUUUGAAUGAAUUGAAAUCAGGUGUAAAGAGGCCAGUUAGAAUGAAGGUUCAGAUUCACAAUAAAAGAUGCAAAGAGUUCAAUGGUCUGUAUAUGGCCCAAGAAACUCGAGCUCAUAAGGGAUUCAUUUGGACAAUGAAGUUUAGUUUGGAUGGUGAACUUCUAGCUAGUGGAGGCGAGGAUGGGGUUGUACGUAUUUGGCGUGUGAUGUAUACUUCAGCUGCUGAUUUUGAUGCCACAGAGGUAGAUGGUUCAUGUAAAUACUUCACUUUGAAGAGUUCAUCUGAAUUGGUUCCUGUUUGUGUUGAUGAAGAGAGAAAAGGCAAGCUUGGACCUAAUAGAAAGAGAAAGGGUUUGGCUUCCAUAGUUUUCCCUGAAAAUAUCUUCAAAAUCUCAGAAGAACCAUUGUGUGAGCUUAUUGGACAUUGUGGUGCUGUUUUGGACCUGUCUUGGUCCCAGUCUAAGUACUUGCUCUCGGCUUCUAAGGAUAAAACUGUCCGUUUAUGGCAAUUGGGGUGCAAUGAAUGCGUUAAAGUGUUUCAACAUAAUAACUAUGUGACAUGCGUUCAGUUCAAUCCUGUUGAUGAAAAAUACUUCAUCAGUGGCUCGAUUGAUGGGAAGGUCCGGAUUUGGGGAAUUCAUGAAUGUCAAGUUGUUGAUUGGGCUGAUGUUAGAGAGAUUAUCACUGCUGUUUGUUACCGGCCAGAUGGACAGGGCGGAAUAGUUGGAUCCAUUGCUGGUACUUGCCGUUUCUAUGAUACAUCAGGGAACCAGUUGCAACUAGAAGAUCAAAUAUGUCUGGGGAGCAAAAAGAAGUCGGCGGUAAAGAAGAUAACUGGCUUUCAGUUUUCUCCAAAAGAUCCUCAGAGAGUUAUGGUAACAUCUGCUGAUUCUAGAGUGCGGAUUCUUGAUGGAGUUGAUGUGGUCUGCAAAUUUAGAGGCCCUCGCAACUCGACAAAUCGGACAUCUGCUUUGUUCUCUCCUAAUGGACGCCACAUUGUCUCAGCAAUCGAUGACUCUCGAAUCUACAUAUGGAACUAUGAACUCACCGAUACCCUAACUCAUAAGCCCACCAAAUCAUGGUCUUGUGAGCACUUCCUCUCUCCUGGUGCAUCAGUGGCCAUUGCAUGGUCUGGUCUCAUGCCUGACCAGCCUCCUUCCUCAAAGACCAGUCCUUAUCACCCUGAACACCUUCAACCCUCUUCUUGCCCUAGAGAGUCCUGUCGCUUCUCUCUAAGUAAUGGGUUCUCUCUGAGUAGUGGGUUCUUCUUGGAUAGCAUUUCCAAGGCGUCAGCAACAUGGCCUGAAGAAAAUCUCCCCCCUUUUACUGAUUCAUGUUGCCGCUCUGCUAUCUCUGCCUCUACUUGGGGUUUGGUUAUUGUUACUGCUGGGUACGACGGGCUUAUCAGGUCUUUCCAAAACUAUGGAUUACCAGUUCAGCUAUGAUGGGUUUUGCUCUCUCUUUCUCUCGCAUCACUAAUGGCUCAGCUAAUGGGCUGAGAUCUCUUUCUACCCACAAGGCUUCAUUGUCACUGAGAAGAAUGUCAUUGCAAUUGACACUAUUAUGAAAUUGGUGCUUCAUAGACCUUUUGAAUUCCUUAAUCAAUGGUGAAAUCUGGUUACAAUGGUUCUUCGGUCCUAUGAGAAUUAUGGAUUAUAAGUACAGUUGUGAUGGUUGUGCUCCCUCUGUCUUUCUACCCGACAAAGCCAAGCUGGGUGAUAUCCCAAUUUUGAAAUUGGCGAGGUUUCUUAGGUACUGUGUGUUAUUGGGCCAUUGGAAAUUACUGCUGCUUGUGAAUACAUGUGCUUCCAGUGGUUGACUUUUUUUUAUGGGUUUUGGUUGCCUUGUUUCAGUCGAGGAGUUAAUCAAAUGAGGCAAUGCAUACGAGGAAGAGAAGAUGCUUAUUUCCUUCAAUAGAAACAUUUAGCAAAGAAAUGAAAUUGGUGACGAUAAAGGUGCAACAAGUUGUUUCUGGUGAAGAAAGAAAAGAAAGGUGGGGAGCAGCUGUCUGUUUCUUUAUUAGAGAAGAGGCAACUCGGUUUUGUUGUGUUCAUCUUGUUGAUCUGUGAAUUAUACGGGGGUUAUUUGUUAUCACACAUCUUAUUGUGUGCGCCUUAUUUUUUCUUGUUAAAUUAAGUUUAUUCAUUCAUUACCCAAGAGCAAGCUCGGAAAUGCUUCUUUUUUUCUCUGUAAAGAACUCUACACCCACCUUUGCAAGGUGUGGAACUCUUGGAGGUGUUUCUGUGCACGUAAUUGGUGUUUCAGGCCGAAAUUCGAAAAGGAGUUUUGGUUGGCGAUGAAAGAAAACUGGUUCCAAUUUGUAAUGUUUCUGGCUGAAUUGGAAUGAAAUUUGAUUGGAAACAAA